This is a messenger RNA of Schizophyllum commune H4-8, 1578 nucleotides long. RefSeq lists its product as uncharacterized. The record is from RefSeq and is a predicted model, not a curated record. Bases 1 to 1578 code for a protein of 525 amino acids. The transcript has a single exon. NCBI's taxonomy places the organism in Eukaryota, Fungi, Basidiomycota, Agaricomycetes, Agaricales, Schizophyllaceae.
AUGGGCAGCUUGCUACCGUUCGACGUACAGUGGGGAAUAUGCAGGGGAGGCAGCCUUAGCAAGAAGGACCUCUGCAGUAUUGCCCGCGCUUCCAAGUCAUGGCAUGAGGUGGCCACCCCGAUCAUCUGGGAAUCGCUGCAGAACCUCGACCCUCUGAUCCAAUUUCUCGACCAAGAUGGCUCACUAGAUAAUAUAAGGCCUCACGAACUAGUGAGUAAUUUCUAUCCCACCCCAUACCCUGCGCUCACGCGGCUACUCAAGAACUCUGAGCGUAUUGCGACAAACAAAGGGAGCUGGUCCACAGUCUACACCCACUCCAGCAUGAUCAAGCGGUUCAAUCACGAACUCAGCCACAACAGCAGUGCUGGAACUAUCCACCUUUGCCGCUUCCUCAUACAAUAUCCGCCGCCCUACGACGUCUUCCCUCACCUACGCUUUUUAAGUCUUCGCGGCCAUGGCACGCGGCAUUGCGACUUCUCUCCUCUCCUUGUGCUGCUUUCACCCGCCGUUGAAGUGCUUCAUAUCCCCGCUUGCCUUACGCGCUCUACCGAGGGGAUGAUCGGUCUUGCAGGCCAGUCGCCCAACGUCAAUGACCUCUCUCUGUCAAUGGCGCAGCCGCCUUCUCUCUCGCAGCAAGUAUUACUACGAGAGUUAAUCGCCAAGUUGACGCGUCUGAACAAGAUUACCCUGGAUAUCUACUACGACCCUGCGAUACUACUGCAGAUAUCGCAGAAGGAGUCGCUGAGCAGCUUGACUCUCGAGUUCAACCAUUUCCGGCGUCUCCUUGGCGGGGAUGCGGUCCUGGCUUGCCCCAUGGCGUCCCUCCCCCACCUCGAAAAGCUUACGCUAGGCGGUCUUCAUGUGGACGAGUCCAUAGCGCUGAUCCGCAGCUGGGACAUGCCGCGACUGCAGGAGCUCACCGUCGGGAAUCUGCCCUGUACCCCCACGCUAGAGGAGGUAAAAAUCCUCGUCGAGUACGUCUGCAAUUGUUGCGGCCACAAUACGCUCAGGGUUCUCGCCCUAGACCAAAGACCUGAGCUUUCGGAGUUCGCUUUGAUCUAUGAGGACUUACUCCCCCUCGCCUGCUUUGCACGCCUUACACACCUUACCAUUGGUGUAGCAUACGGCCCUUUGAUGAGUGAUGCAGACUACGCAACACUGUCAUCAUGGUGGCCCAACCUUGUGGUCUUGGACUUGAACGCGCUGUUUGUACACAGCACCGAUGACGAAGCAUUGGGGAUGCCCGCCACACUCGCUACGCUCCACGUAUUCGCCCGCUCUUGCCCGCAUCUGCAAAGCUUGUCACUCGCGCUCUCCAUCGACGAAAUUCCAGCAGAAGACAAAGGCCUCGUGAACGCGAGCGGCUGCCACCCUCUGCGGAAUCUCUAUCUUGGAAGCUCCCCAAUGCACGUGAAUGCCAUUGAUAUAGCUAGGUAUCUCAAGCAGCUCUUCCCCAAACUGCCUAUGGUCGGAUUCUAUGGAGAUAAUGCAUUCGAUCGGGCUGGCUUCAUAGAUUUAGAGAGUCCGUGGUGGAGUGUACGCAGCGCCAUGUUGUCCAUAGACCGCGAUGGUGAAUAG